Rhodamnia argentea is the source of this 1161-nucleotide messenger RNA. RefSeq names its product laccase-14-like. The record is from RefSeq and is a predicted model, not a curated record. The transcript has 3 exons. Bases 1 to 1161 code for a protein of 386 amino acids. NCBI's taxonomy places the organism in Eukaryota, Viridiplantae, Streptophyta, Magnoliopsida, Myrtales, Myrtaceae. Gene Ontology annotation, molecular function: oxidoreductase activity; copper ion binding.
AUGCAUUACUGGUACGUUGAUUACGGGAAGAUGUAUCUCCUUCGAAUAGUCAACGUGGUCGUGAAUGCUGAGCUCUUCUUCGCCAUCGCCGACCAUAACUUGACGGUUGUCAGGAUGGACGGAGGAUACAUUAAGCCGAUCAUCACGACUUACAUCAUGAUAAGUCCGAGACAGACCAUGGACGUGCUGCUCACGACUAACCAACCUCUUGGAAGGUACUACAUCGCCACGAGGCAAUACUCUAGCGAAGACGCCGAAGUCACCGGAUUCGACCAUAGCAUCGGAUCGGCCAUCUUGCAAUAUAGAGGGAACUAUAGCUUGCCGUCACCACCGGUCUUUCCAAACGCUACACUCCCUCUCUAUUUGGACUUUGGAGCCGCAUUGAGAUUUACAAAUCAGCUGAGAAGCUUGGCAAGUGAGGAUCAUCCGGUUGAUGUUCCAGGAGAUGUAAGUACGAGGAUGUUCAUUACCGUGUCCAUGGGUGAGAUUUAUUGUCCCAAUAGCUCUUGCACUUCGGUGAGUGGCAACAAACUUGGCUCAAGCUUGAAUAACGUAAGUUGGGUCAACCCAUCCCUGGAUGUGCUAUCGGCCUACUAUAGAAAUCUUAGUGGAAGUUAUACAGCGGAUUUCCCGGAUUGGCCUCCUUCCAUGUAUAAUUUCACGGGAGAUGAUUUGCCGGAUAGUGUUGAUAUGACGUACCAAGGAACGAAAGUAAAAGUGCUGAACUACAAUGAGACAGUGGAAAUUGUUUUCCAAGGUACAAACGUGUUGAAAGGCUCCAUGAACCAUCCCAUGCACGUUCACGGUCACAACUUCUACGUCGUCGGAACCGGUCACGGGAACUUUGACAGCAAGAUGGAUCCCAGGACAUACAACUUGGUCGACCCACCCCACGUGAACACGCUCGGGGUCCCUAAAAAUGGUUGGCUAGCAAUAAGAUUUACCGCUAAUAAUCCCGGUGCGCAUGUGGUUUUGGCAUUGUCAUCCGGACCGACACAUGAGCUGGGGGAUGGACAUGGCCUUCAUAGUGAAGGAUGGAGGGACUUUAGAGACGAGUCUCCGACCACACCUGCCUACAUGCCGCCAUGUAUGGACAUGGGAUCUUACGACAUAUCAAUGCAAUCAUCGAGCAUUGAUCAUGUACAAAUGCAACAGCUGUGA